GAGGCAUUUUACUUUACCAGCAAGCAACGAAACCAGUCGCCAAUGAAACCAAUACCAUUGACCCCGCCUGCCAACCUUAUAUACAAACACUUCAUAUCUGACCAUCAUAGCUCAGUGAAUCGGGUGAGUCGUCACUCGUGAGGCAAUUAAGGAGCGAUGGCCUUCAUGCUCGGGUUGCGCAUCGUCUCUUACGGCAUGGUUGGCGCUGUGGCCAUCCUUACCCACGAGACCACUAAAGCCUACAAGGAAAGACUAUACCACUGGGCCAAGGAGAAGUUCAAGUCACAUGACUCACCACCCCAACCCGGAGGUCCUCCUCAAGCAGAAAACCAGCCUACUACACACCAACGUGGUGAUGCUCAUCUCUCUUCGCCACAACUACAACAGCAGCAGCAACAACAACUUACUGUCAUUUGGGAAGACAACGAUGCCCUUCCCUUUUUACCACAACUACAACACCAUCAACAACCUACUACUACUACUACUAUUACUUGCGAAGAGGAUGCUCAUCUCUCUGUGCUACUGCAACCGCAGCAGCAACUUACUGCUUCUAAGAAGGACGACGAUAUUCAUCUUUCUGUGCUACAACAGCAGCAACAACUUACAACAGCUGACAAGGAAAACGUUGCUAAUCUCCCUAUGCUACAACAGCAAGAACUUACUGCUGCUGCUGCUGCUGCUGCUGCUGCUGCCGCCAAUGAUCACGAUGCUAAUUAUCUUCUUGUACAACAAGAAUUUACUGCUGCUAGCAAUAUUCACGAUGCUUGUAUACCUGCACAACAACAGCAGCUUACUGCUAUUGGGAAGGACGACGACGUCUAUGACCUGAAUGAUGACCAGGCCGUGAAGACUAGCCAUCUCAUCGGCACAGAAUUCGAACUGAAAGGGUCAUCGGAAACCAGCAAGGACCAUGAAUUUGAUGAUGUGAGGACCGAGGGAGGAGCCAAACACGAGCAGCAGGGUCCACGGCUACCAGGGGGAGGCGCCACAUUCUUUGCCAAGGUCUUCAACGCCGCCAAGAGCCAGCUACAUGGCUUCUUCUGUUGGGCCCGUGGCCUGUUUGAGGACAAGCGAUGGUCAACCGUGCGCGGCAUAAUCGCACGGAUUGCCAGGAAGAUCUUCUUGUUACUUGCGGAUGACUUGUUUCAUUACACAUUCAAGGGCAAGCAUCCAGUUCUGCGACAAUUAUUGGCUAUCAUAUUUAACGAGGUGAAGAAGGCAUUAUGACUUCACACUCGGCGGCAGAGUUCUGUUCAUUUAUGGCCGCGGUGUUGAUAAAUAAUAUUCUUAGUUGUUAUCUUUUUUUAUUAUAUCUUUAUGUUUAUUUGGAAGACUUUUUAUUUGUCUGUGUGGUUGAGCGGUGCACCGACGGGAGACCCUCUACAUUUUGUACGUAAGAUCUUAAAAUCAUCUCAAUUUUCUCUUCAUUGGGUACUGUGGAGAAUCAAAAGUCUAUAAACUAUUUCAUCCCAUCAUUGGUAAAGUGAUAAUCGACAGAGAUGUAUUUCUCAAAGGAGGGAAGGCUUGAAAAGUCACUGAUGCAACUCAGAAGUCUAUACUUGAAGAAGAUGAAGAUUGAGUGCAUGGUGGUGAAGAGAUAGAGGUUGAAGAACCUUUUUGGUUUUUCAUUAGCAACCUUCACAGUCUCAACUCCACAAAACUUACUUGAUUGUACCAAACAGUCGUAUCAAAGACAACAUUUAUGGAGGAGAGCUGCAGCUGUGUGAAUUCCUCUGGAACUAAUGUGACUUUGCUUAAAAUGACGACUACAACCUCUGAAGUCUUAAGAUGAAUGCUCUUUUCAAGUCAUAAGACCUAUGAGGUCUCUGGGAGAAGGGUCUUUAAUGAAGACAAUCAUGAAAAUUGACUUAAUGAGAACCAGAAGAAUGCAAAUUAAAGACGCCAUUUCUUAUGUAUAGCAAGCGUUGGAUGGGAGACUGCUCAUCUGAAUAACCAUAGUUCAAACCUCCAAACCAUGCUGGGAUAUCUUGAAGACAGAGUACCACGCCAGCUCCAAGAUUGUCAUCAUAAAGCUCCACGCUCUUCGUAAAAAGUUUGAGGCGAUGCAGACGAAGAAUGGUGAGACUAUUCAAAACUACCUCAAAACUAUUCCAAAUGAAGAAAACGGCGAGGCCAAGACAUUUUCAAAGGCCACUUAAAGGCGAAUGAAGUGGAAGAAGCUUUGAGCCAAGGUCUCACACUGAAUACAAGCAUAACAGGGCGAACAUCCAGUGCCAUUACUGCAACAAGUAUAUAUAGACACAAGAAAACUCAAUGCUGGUUCAAGAAUAAAGCUUUGAAUGUAGAUAAAGAAGCGGAGGUGAAUCAUUUCUUUAUGGAUAAUAGUGGACAAGCUGAAGAGCAGGAGAAUGUUAGGUUUGUUAGAAUUGAUUGAAGAAUGAGUGAAUUUCAGAAGAAAUUACAGCGAAGAAGCAGUGAAGCUGUAGUUCAAAUGUCAUGGUGUAAUUAGAUUAGAAGUAGAGGGUAACUUUGUCUUUUUCAGUGUUUGAAUGUUGGUUAAGUAGUUGAGAGAUCUGAUGGAAAGAGAUGGAAAGAGAUGGACGACUAGGAUUGGAAGAUCAAAGAGAAUACAUAGGUUGAGACUGGAGAACAAAUCUAGCAUCGGGGUUAGUCUAGUGAUCGUGCGGUCCGGAUUUAAUCAAUCAAAGACAGAUGUUUAAGUUGGCAACUGAGAAGACUUGAAUUAUGCUAGUGAUGAAUAGCUGUGAUUUGAUGAUCAAGAGGUUUGUAAUAAGUUCGAGGCAUGGAAGCUGGUUAAGCGGUGCGAUUAAAAAGAGCCUGACGCGUGUUUGUGUGCCUAAACUAGUUCAUAUCCUUUCAGUUACUGAACUUUUACAGAUAUAUGUUUGUGUUUUCUCAUUAGAAUGUUAAUGUUUUUUUUUUUAUGUCAUAUAUAGUUUGAGCUUGUGUGAAUUUUCAAGGAAAAAUAAAGUAUGUUUUAAUCUUUGCUUUGAAUACAAAAAUUGUUCCUCUUGA
Dioscorea cayenensis subsp. rotundata (Guinea yam) is the source of this 2997-nucleotide messenger RNA. RefSeq lists its product as uncharacterized. Bases 157 to 1227 code for a protein of 356 amino acids. NCBI's taxonomy places the organism in Eukaryota, Viridiplantae, Streptophyta, Magnoliopsida, Dioscoreales, Dioscoreaceae. The record is from RefSeq and is a predicted model, not a curated record. The transcript has 3 exons.